AUGGAAACAGAGAAGAAACCGAUAAUCAAAUUCACAGAGCACAAAACCAACACCAAGAGAAUCGUCCCCGAUUUCAACAACCACCACCACCAACAACCAAGGAUUCUCCGUAUCUCCGUCACCGACCCAGACGCGACAGAUUCCUCCAGCGACGACGAAGACAAAGUAGAAGAACUCCAACGUUUCGCCACCAAACGCCGCCGUGUCAAGAAGUUCGUCAACGAAGUGGUUCUUGAUUCUGGUUGUAGUCAAAUGGAAUCGAAGAAGAGACGGAAGAGAGCUGCUGCCGUGAAAUCUGAAGCUGCUGCUACUGCUUCUCCGGUUGUCGCAGCGACGACGGAAAGGAAAUUCCGGGGAGUAAGACAGCGUCCAUGGGGAAAAUGGGCGGCGGAGAUUAGAGAUCCUCUUAGACGUGUGCGGCUCUGGCUUGGAACUUAUAACACGGCGGAGGAAGCCGCCAUGGUUUACGACAACGCCGCGAUUCAGCUUCGUGGUCCCGACGCGCUCACUAAUUUCUCCGUUCCUAAAACGACGGAGGAAAGCUCGCCUCCACCGUCGCCGGAUACUAAUAAGAAAAGCAAAAUCAAAGACGACGUCGCUUCUUCCUCGAUGAGCGGAACCAGCAGCGACUGCCUCUGCUCUCCGGUGUCUGUUCUCCGAUCUCCGUUCGCCGUCGACGAAUUCUCUGGCAGUUCGCCGUCAUCCGCGGCUGUUGUCGUCAAGGAAGAGCCCUCGACGACGGAGAUAACGACGGUAUCGGAAACUUUCUCUGAUUUCUCGGCGCCGUUGUUCAUAGACGAUGAUUUGUUCGAUUUCCGGAGCUCGGUGGUUCCCGACUAUCUAGGCGGCGACUUAUUUGGAGAAGAUCUCUUUGCGGAUACGUGUACGGAUUUGAACUUCGGAUUCAAUUUCGGAUCCGGAUUAUCCAACUGGCACGUGGAGGACCAUUUUCAAGAUAUUGAGGAUCUAUUCGGGUCGGAUCCUCUUUUAGCUGUUUAA
This is a messenger RNA of Thlaspi arvense, 999 nucleotides long. The record is from the annotation of a GenBank genome assembly. Lineage: Eukaryota; Viridiplantae; Streptophyta; Magnoliopsida; Brassicales; Brassicaceae.